Messenger RNA from Carya illinoinensis, 1125 nucleotides. RefSeq lists its product as uncharacterized. Gene Ontology annotation, cellular component: chloroplast. NCBI's taxonomy places the organism in Eukaryota, Viridiplantae, Streptophyta, Magnoliopsida, Fagales, Juglandaceae. The record is from RefSeq and is a predicted model, not a curated record. The transcript has 4 exons. The coding region runs from base 86 to 841 and encodes 251 amino acids.
CGGAUUCGAUCAUUUAACAUCGUCUCGCACUCCAAACCUUCGCACAGCCUAGCACCGGACCCAAGACCGAACCAACCCAUCCGUCAUGGCCACAACUCUGACAUGGCAACCCCUACUCUCCUUAAAGCCCCGCCUCCUCCAUACCCCUUCCCCCUAUCGUCCCCACCGAGCCACGCCCGUCCGCCGCUUCGCUCCCAUCCGGGCCUUCAGGCGCAGCGACAUCGACGGCUUCGCGCGGCGCAUGGUCUCCGGCGAGUUAUACGGGAACGCCUGGCGCAGCGCCAACGACGGGAUCGAGCAGCUCGUCUUCGAGGCCAAGAAGGCUGCCGAGCGCCUUGACCGCCGCUACUCCGUCACGCGCCGCCUCAGUUCAGUCGCCCGCUCCGCCGCCGACCGCGCCCGCUACCUCGACAGGGAGCUCGAGAUUAGGCUUCGAUGGCGUACUUUCACCAUGGACUUCAACAGAAACUUGCCAAGGUACAGGAAGCAGCUCAAUGAUUUUCUGGAUACUCCACUAGGAAGAAGUUUUGCAACAAUUUUCUUCCUCUGGUUUGCAUUAUCAGGAUGGCUUUUUCGGUUCUUGAUAUUUACAACAUGGAUACUGCCAUUUGCUGGUCCUCUUCUCAUUGGAACUAUUGCCAAUAACCUCGUUAUAAAGGGUGCUUGUCCAGCAUGUAAGAGGCAAUUUGCUGGUUACAAGAACCAAAUGAUUCGUUGUACAAGCUGUGGAAACGUCGUAUGGCAGCCGGAAGGGGACGACUUCUUUUCAAGAGAUGGGAGAGGCACCACUACUUCAAAGUCUGACCCUGAGAUUAUAGACGUGGAGUUUGAGGAGAAAUGACUGGGAUACACAAAUGGUGCUGUGGCCACUCAAAGGUGGACUUUGUAUACAAAGAUUUUAGAAGAAGAGAAGAAUGUCACAAACCGACCAUGAAACAAACCGCCACAAACUAAACGUUGUGUAGAUGUUUGAUAUAUAAGAAAAUAGUCAAGGAAGGGGUCGGAAUUGGGUUCGAUAUAUGCUUUGUUGAUGUGUACUUCUGGGAAGAUAAUCAAAGAUUUCACUGCACAUUAGAUCUGUAUGUAGUCUUUUGUUAUUUGUAUAUAUUUCUUUGUUGAUGUUAA